This is a messenger RNA of Caenorhabditis remanei, 2313 nucleotides long. RefSeq lists its product as uncharacterized. Bases 1 to 2313 code for a protein of 770 amino acids. Lineage: Eukaryota; Metazoa; Nematoda; Chromadorea; Rhabditida; Rhabditidae. The transcript is spliced from 7 exons. The record is from RefSeq and is a predicted model, not a curated record.
AUGCAUUGGAGUAGUUGGGCGAUUGCGCUCAACGUCAUAGUUCUGUGUAUAGCCGACGAGGCUCCAGAAGGAUUUCCAGAGGAUCAUGUCGAUUUGGUGUUCCCUGGGAAAAUGAAAUACGACAGUCAUCUCCGUCAACAUGACUUGCCACCCCAUUUCAUCGGUGUCAAUGAAACUAACUUGAUUCCGUUGACACUUCGAAUGGAAACGAGAAGAAAGAGAUGUUCUUGUGGAUGCUCUGGGUGUGAUCUCUUCCCAAAUAGAUCGUGUUGCUCUAGCUCCUGCUGUUCAUCCCAAAAACCCAUUCCACUUGCUUGCUGUCCUCCACCGCCACCUCCAAAACCAUGUUGCCAACCAGCGUUCGGUCCAUGUUGCCCAGCAACUCCAAACUGUUGUCCUAAACCAUGUUGCCGUGGUCGUCGUCCAGAAUAUGAAGAAUAUGAAGACGAAGAAGGCAAUCCAGGAGGUGUCCCAGCUCCACCAAAUCCUCCAAGAACUUGCUGUCCACCACCGACUCCAGCAGCUCCUCCACCGCCUCCACCUCCGCCACCACCAGCCCCAGAAGCCCCAACUCAAUGCUGUCCAAGUUCUCCAUACGGAAGAACUCCAUGUAGAUCCGGAUGUCCAAAUGGAGACUGCGGAUGUGGAAGACCGUGCUGUUACUAUCAAAAUCCAACGUGCUGUAAUCAAGGGCAGAAGGCUUGUUGUCCCCCAGAACAACCAUGUUGUCCAGAGCUUAAAUUGGAUACUGGAUGUCUCUCCAUGAUACCACCAUGUCUUCGUUCCUGUCCAUCAUGUCCAUGUAGGAAAAGAUUGAUGUUGGGAAAGAGAACGAAGAGAGCUGCUCCAGGUCUUCAUUGUCAACCACUCGGACUCCUCGGUCAGCAAUCCCCACCUACUCUCGUUUCUCAACCUACCAAGACAAUUGUCAAGUCACGUGUCAAGGCCGCCGGCACGAAGACAUCUACAGUAACUGCCACAAAGAAGCUCAUCGAACAAUCUUCUGAUCACGUUGAAUCCCCACCAACUGCAGGACGUCUCUAUGAUUUCCGUCGUGCUCAUGUUAGAGUAAAACGUAAUUUGGGAGGAGAAGGAGGAUGUCAAUUAUGUCUGAAUGGAACUCCACUCAAAAGAACAAAAAGAUCAUUCGAUUGUGUUCCAUGUACAUAUUUGCAACCACAGUACUCUGACUGGAAUCCAUUCUUGGGAGAUCAAAGACCAAGGGGAUCACAAUCACCAGUAGGAACACCAAUUGCUGGGCACAGAACCAAGAGAGCUGGGUGUCUCCCACAUCCACAGUGUACCGUCCAUGUUCGUCGUUACAAGCGUAAUCUCAUCGGAUCUCAGUACUGUGAGCCUUGCAAUGGUCACUACGGACGUAAGAAGAGAGAAGCUGAAAGAGAUCAAUGCUUGAGAAGAGAAAAGAGAUAUGCUGAUGAACAAUGUGAUAAUGAUGAGUUCUCAGUAAAUGAGAGAAGUAAGAGACAAGCAUACAAUCCGAAGGGAAUUCUUGAUAUUGUGAAACUUCUUUCGAAAGCGUCUUCUGGAGGAAACAAUCCAGGAGGAUGUAUGAAAUUUCCAGCAUGUGUAUUGGCUCAGAAGAAGAGAAGAAAGAGAAAUGCAGAUAGACUUGAUAAGUACUAUCAGGCAGUUGAGGAGCAUAAGAAGCAAGUUGAAGAGUAUGAGAAGGCAUUGGAAGAACACAAAAGAGUCAAGAGACAGUUCUUCGCUCCGGAUAACUCGGCUGCUUGUGUUCCAUGCCCUGCUUGGGUUACUCUGGCAUUGGCAAGCAGAAAGAAAAGAGAUGUUGAUGGAAAGGAAGUUGAUGAUCAUGAGGAUAAAAAACAGAUGACUAUCAGUGAAGCAAUUGCUGAUAUUCGAUCAAAGAAGGGAUACAAAGAAGGAUUUGAUGCUGAUGAUGACGAUUCUUCUGAAGAAACCAUCGAAACUCGUCGUAAACAACGCCGUUCAUGCCAACAAUCCGACGAUUGCUUAAACAAUGUUGAAUACGCUGUAUUCCAGAAGGUUUAUGCUGAGAAACGAACGAAGAGAGAAGCAGUAUUCCGAAGAAAGAAGUGCAGUCGAUGCGGAGUCAGUGGACUAACUCCACAUCGUGUCAAGAGGAAUUUCGGACAGCCGAACAUCAAUGUUUCAGAACAGAAUUGUAUGGCAUUCCCACAAUGUCGACAUAGAGUGAAGCGUAACUUUUUGGGAGAAGAUUGUAAUAUUUGUACACAAGACACAGGGCUCAAAAGACGAAAGAGAAAUAUGGGAACUGCGCAAUGCUACCCAUGCCCAGGAACCCGUGCUUAA